Rhinichthys klamathensis goyatoka is the source of this 2104-nucleotide messenger RNA. RefSeq names its product GTPase IMAP family member 8-like. The record is from RefSeq and is a predicted model, not a curated record. Gene Ontology annotation, molecular function: GTP binding. The transcript has 3 exons. The coding region runs from base 41 to 2104 and encodes 687 amino acids. NCBI's taxonomy places the organism in Eukaryota, Metazoa, Chordata, Actinopteri, Cypriniformes, Leuciscidae.
UUUCUUACAGCACUUUCUAUCCUUAGGCCACAACUUUAAAAUGGAACAAAGUUUGAAUUUGCUGUUACUGGGAAGAACAGGAGCUGGGAAAAGUGCAUCAGGAAACACCAUACUGGGACGAGAAGCUUUCAAAUCAAAGAAAAGCUCCAGAUCAGUCACUCAAGAUGUUGCAGUUGAAUCUGGAACUGUUGAUGGGUUUCCAGUCACUGUUUAUGACACACCAGGAUUAUUUGACACUGAGCAGAAUGAAAAAGAGAUUCAGCAGAUUUAUGCAAAUGUUCUCCAGAAAUGUGAAUCAGGUCCCUGUGUCUUUCUACUGGUCAUCAAAGCUGACAGAUUCACUGAAGAAGAGAGACAAACUGUGGAGAAGAUUGAGGAGCUGCUGGGAGAAGAGCGCUUGGAGAAAACCUGGAUUCUCUUCACCAGAGCAGACGAAUUAGAAGAGGAAAAUAUGACAAUAGAAGAAUUCCUUGAUGAGACUGAACCACUGAAUCAACUUGUUAAGAAAUAUGAUCAGAGAUGCCACGUGUUCAACAACAAGACAAAGAAAAAUACUUAUCAAGUUAAAAUGCUGCUUCCAAAAAUACUUAAGCCAUAUUUAGACACAAUAGAAGAAGGUACAGAGAUCCUGAAGCAGAAUCCACUGAAGAGAAAAAUACCAAAGGAUUUUGAACCAGACACUCCUGUCUCCAGUCUCUCAUCCAGACGGAUUGUUCUUCUGGGUAAAACUGGUUUUGGGAAAAGUGCAUCUGGAAACACAAUACUGGGACAGAGACAGUUUAACUCUGUGAUGAGAAUGAAUGCAGUAACCAGUGAAUGUUCAGUUGCUCACGCCACUGUUUCAGGCAGAUCUGUGUCUGUAGUUGAUACUCCUGGAUUCUUUGACACACAGAUGAAAACUGAAAAGUUAAUGACAGAGAUAGCGAGAAGUGUUUAUAUAUCCAGUCCUGGACCGCACGCUUUUAUCAUUGUGUUUCCUGUGAAUAUGAGAUUUACUGAACAUGAGCAGCAGAUUCCUCAGAUGAUUGAGAUGAUGUUUGGUGAAGAAGUGUUAAAAUACUCCAUCAUUCUCUUCACUCAUGGAGAUCUGCUGAAAGGAAAGUGUGUAGAGAAACUCAUUGAGGAGAACUGUAGAUUAAGAGAUCUAGUUCAGCAGUGUGGAGGCAGAUUUCAUGUCUUCAACAAUGGAGAUGUGAAUAACAGAGAUCAGGUGAAUGAUCUACUGCAGAAGAUUGACACAAUGAUAGAGCAGAAUGGAGGAGGACAUUACAGUAAUGAGAUGUAUGAAGAUGCUCAAAAACUCAAACGAAAGGAAGAAGAGCAGAGAGAAAGAGAGGAAGAGGAAAGAAAGCAACAAGAGGAGAAACAAAGACAAGAUGAAGAAAAGAGGAGACAAGAGGAGAUUGAGAGAGUGAUUAAGGUGACAGAGGCGGAAAUCAGAGCAGAGAUGGAAACUAAACUGAAAGAGGACGAUGAGAGAAAACAACAAGAUAAACAAAGACAAGAUGAGAUUGAGAGAGUGAUAAAGGAGUCAGGGGAAAAAAUCAGAGCAGAGAUGGAAGCUAAACUGAAAAAAAAGGAGAAUAAAAAAACAGAGGAAGAAGAUGGAGCAAGCUCAGAAAAUAAAAAAGAUGAUAAAAAAGAGACUGGAUUUGUUAAAUUUCUAUCCAAGUACUGGCGCCAUAUUUUAAGUGCUGCACUUAUGGGGGGACUGGUUGGUGCUGGAGUUGGUGCUGGUGUUGGUGCUGGAGUUGGUGCUGGAGUUGGUGCUGGAGUUGGUGCUUUAGUAGGUGCUUUAGUAGGUGCUUUAGUAGGUGGCACAGGUUGCUUUGUCCAAAAACGUAAAGAAGAGAGAAAGCAAAAAGAGGAGAAACAAAGACAAGAUGAAGAAAAGAGGAGUCAAGAGGAGAUUGAGAGAGUGAUAAAGGUGACAGAGGUGGAAAAGAGAGCAGAGAUGAAAGCUAAACUGAAGUCUGAACAAGAAAGAUUUAUGGUAACGAGACAGAGAGAGGACGAUGAGAGAAAACAACAAGAUAAACAAAGACAAGAUGAGAUUGAGAGAGUGAUAAGGAGUCAGUGGAUAGAUUCAGAGCAAAGAUUGUAA